Engraulis encrasicolus (European anchovy) is the source of this 1957-nucleotide messenger RNA. RefSeq names its product TAP binding protein (tapasin), tandem duplicate 1 (gene tapbp.1). Gene Ontology annotation, cellular component: MHC class I peptide loading complex; membrane. Gene Ontology annotation, biological process: peptide antigen assembly with MHC class I protein complex; antigen processing and presentation of endogenous peptide antigen via MHC class I. The coding region runs from base 132 to 1460 and encodes 442 amino acids. The transcript is spliced from 8 exons. Gene Ontology annotation, molecular function: MHC class I protein complex binding; TAP complex binding. The record is from RefSeq and is a predicted model, not a curated record. NCBI's taxonomy places the organism in Eukaryota, Metazoa, Chordata, Actinopteri, Clupeiformes, Engraulidae.
GACGGUCUUCCACGGAAAGUCCCAGCGAUACCUUCGGCGAUUUCACACAUUAUUCUUCGCAUUGGUUGCCCUAUUGUGAGCUGUUGCAUUGUGAAGUCUACGAGAAACGACUUCAGCUUCGCAAAAGAAAAAUGACAGAGUAUUCAACGAUUUACAGGAUCGUCGGAGUCGUGCUGACUGCUGCAGCCAUACAAGCAUCCUCCAAUGAUUGCCCCGUGUUGGAAUGUUGGUUUGUGCAAGAGAAGCCUGGAAGAGGUGGGUUCUCUCCGGCUGUGACACAGGAGAAGUCCCUGAUGUACAUCAGCACAGAGCCAACUGACAGUGCCAGCACACAGUUUCGUCCUCCCGCAGAUAUAGACCUGUCCAGAGUAUAUUAUGUUACAGACCCCUCGGCUUCCUUCUGCCAUGCCCCUCUGCACCCACCAGAGGGCGCUGUGACCAAGCCUCAGUGUGAGAUUAACCCUUUCCUGCCUCAGCCCUCCAUGGUCCGCUGGGCCGCCUCUCUCACUGAGUCAGGCCAGAGCCCGGUUCACCUGCAGGCUGAUUGGCUCUCGGUAGCUGCUCAGGGAUUGGACGGCCAGUUGGUGCUGUCCUCUCUCAUGAGGGCACCCUCAGGGUCCAAGGAACCCCAAGUUGUCCUCAGCGUCACCAGUAAAACGGCAUCUGUGCGCGCCCGGCUGGGCGAGCGGGUGACGCUGGACUGCGGCUUCUGGGUGGACCCCUCGUCGCCCCUCUCCGGGGCCGGCUUCUCUGUGGAGUGGCGCUACCAGUUCCGCGGCGAGGGCCGCCUGGUGCUGGCCUACGACGGCAAGAGGGACUGGCUGGCGGAGACCAGCGAGACGGGCGCGACCGUGGACUUCGCCGCCCUGCACGAGAGCGGGGACGCCUCGCUGGUCCUGGAGGAGGCGGAGACGCGCCACUCGGGCACCUACAUCUGCACCGUCUACCUGCCCAACCUGCUGGCACAGGUGGCGCUGGACCUGGAGGUCGUAGAGCCCCCGUCCCUCUCCAUCUACCCCUCCCCCCUCCCUCUGGUGGUCCCGGGCCAGGCUGUGACUGUGCAGUGUGAGGCAUCUGGCUUUGUUCCCCUCUCUCUGGAGCUGGCUUGGGAGUUUGUGGGGGCCGACGGCAAGCCGCGAGCCCUGGGCCAAGGCAGCGUGAGCGGGCACAGGCAGGCCCUGGACGGCACCUACAGCCAGAGUAGCCGUCUGGAGCUGGACUCUGCCAAGCUGGGCCUGGGCCGCGGAGGGGAGGUCAGCUGUGUGGCCGUCCACAAGGGGGGAACCAGGAAGGCCAAAGUCGCCCUGAAUGUGAUCGGUGUCAGUGCUCCGUCCAUUGAAGACUCCAUGGCGAUGGUUGCCGUAGCUCUGGGCCUGUAUGGUCUCAUUAAAGUGUUCAGUUGGACCUUCAGCUCACCUGGAACUGGUCAGGACGAUGCUAAAGAUAAGAAGGAGAAGUGAUCAAGGAAUACGUACUCCAUGCAAUGCCUUAUUCGACAGACUUGUUUCUCAAGCGGAUUUACAUUCAACAUUUUUUACAGAUUGUUUGUCUCUUCUGCCGAUGAUAGAUAUAAGGAGAGGGUAUUUCGAGAUGCUAGCAUAAAAUAAGCAAUGAAUGGAAAAUAUCCUACACUUGAAAGAAAAGGAAUGCCUUUAUAUCUGCCCUUGGCUACAGUGACAUUUGUAUGUGCACAACGCAUUGGAAAGAUGAAACCAAUAAAAUAAUAUGUGUGAAUUAUGUAAAUAACAGUAACAUAUAAAUAUAAACAUAUAAAUAACAUGCAGCUGUAAAUAUUGUGAUUCGAAGUUGAUGAUGAUUUUAACAUUUUGUUUUUGGUUGUUUAUGGGUUGUUUAUUAGUUGGGAUAGUGGUGUGUGAUAUUUGUUUAAAUUUGCAGAUGAAGAUAAAGUCCAGUACAGUUGUAAUGUGCACAUAAUAAAGUGUUACCAUCAGUGGGA